Molecule: messenger RNA, 606 nt
Organism: Daldinia vernicosa
Lineage: Eukaryota; Fungi; Ascomycota; Sordariomycetes; Xylariales; Hypoxylaceae
Product: DASH complex, subunit Dad4
Exons: 4
Coding region: 131-349 (72 amino acids)
Biological process (GO): attachment of spindle microtubules to kinetochore
Cellular component (GO): mitotic spindle; DASH complex
Source: RefSeq, a predicted model, not a curated record
GCCCUGUCGCACUGUUGGCGCUUAGGUACUUUGUAUCGCAUCCGUUUACACUUCACUAACAAACAAAUAAUUCAUUCAACACUAUCCCGACUUGCACUUGGAUACAAGUCAAAACUCAAGGCUGAAUAAAAUGGAGAGCCCUCACGAGCAUCAGCAGAAUCUUCUGCUAUCGCGUAUCAUCACCAACGUUGAGAAACUCAACGAGUCUAUCGUCGUCAUGAACAAGAGUCUUCAAGAGAUCAACAUCCAGAACAUGAACAUUGAGCUCGUCGCUCAGAUGUUCAAGAAUUACCAGUCCAACGUGCUCUUCCAUCUAGAAGCUACGGACAAUCUAAAAGACCCUUCAUAGGAUGGCCUCUCUUUGAGUAGCUAUGAGGAUGAUGAGAGCAAAGCUAUCUGGCAGAUAGUAGAGUGAUGUUUUUGGCAGAUUAUAUGGACAUGCUGGUAUGAACUCGAGCAAGAUACCAGUAGUUAUUAGGAAGCUUUCUAUCUACUUAUAGGGAGACUCAUUGUUAUACUCAUAAAUUACGAGGCCCGCACAGCAAACUGAAUUCCUAAAGAGUAAUAGUGAAGACAUUCAUUAAUAAAUUCCCCGUCAAGUAAAAA